AUGGCGGAUGAGAUUCCAAGAACUGGCCGCAUUCCUCGUCGAGGAGUGACUGCAAGACGAAGAUAUCCACUUUCUGCUCGCAAGGCUACCACUAACUCACGCACAGUUGUCCCCGCAACCCCCAGUCAACUUGAACGUGCACUUAAUAGACAAGAAUCAGUUCCCAAUCCAGAAACCCCAAGAAGACAUGUUAACGAAGGAAUAGACAGAAAUGUGUUUGCAGUGUCUGAAGAAAGCAGAGUGAAAAUGACCUUUGGUAAACGUACUGAAGAGAGUCCGAUUGUAUUGCUUAGACACAUGUCUAGGGUAUCAGUAAAGGCCCAAGAACACUUACAGACUCCAAAAAAGCAGUUACUAUCACCUGUUUCUAAAAGAUCUAAUUUUCGAACACCCGGUUCAGCAACAACGACGCCGACUUCAGCCCGGAGAAUUUUAAAAUUUACUCCUGGAAUCAUAGCUAGUCUUACUAAAAAACCUGUUAAAUCUGCCGAACACCGAGUAAGACACGGCCGAGUUACUAAAGAAACACCAAUUAAUAUUUUAAGGCGAUUAACGCGCGUUGCUGGAUUUCCUCGCCUCUCUGACACAACUGCUGCACGAUUAAAGCAAGUGCAAGAAGAAUACUGUCUUGCUGUUGCUAGGGCGAGCGAUUCUAUAGAGAAUGAUAACCGUCUUGCUGCUGUUGGGACGAGCGAUUUUAUAGAGGAUGAUAACUGUUUUAUUGCUGUUGGGACGAGCGAUUCAAUGAAGGAUGAUAACCGUCUUGCUGCUGUUGGGACGAGCGAUUUUAUGAAGGAUGAUAACCGUCUUGCUGCUGUUGGGACUAGCGAUUUUAUAGAGGAUGAUAACUGUUUUAUUGCUGUUGGAACGAGCGAUUUUAUGAAGGAUGAUAACCGUCUUGCUGCUGUUGGGACGAGCGAUUUUAUAGAGGAUGAUAACU
This is a messenger RNA of Paraglomus brasilianum, 940 nucleotides long. NCBI's taxonomy places the organism in Eukaryota, Fungi, Glomeromycota, Glomeromycetes, Paraglomerales, Paraglomeraceae. The record is from the annotation of a GenBank genome assembly.